AUGUCGUACCACUACAACAGCAACCACUAUGACGACUACCAUCAUCAGUCGACCAGCGCAGCAACUUUCCCCUCGCCGUCGUCGUCGUCGUCCUCGUACCUCCACGCGGAGCAGCCUCCGUCGGCACCACUCGGACAGGCACCGCCUCCUCAAGCUUUAGCUCCACAAGGUCCGUCUCAGGUGCACUGCGAACACUCUGCGAGCAGUGCUUGCUUCAUACCGUCUCACACGGCUGAUUGACAACUCGACUGCAGACCUCGAGGUACCGUUCUAUGCACGUACGAGCGCGGCUCACGGCGAAGAGCUACGACACCGUCAUUCCAUCACCGCCGCUCCAUCUCAGCCGUUGCGACCGUCCCAGACCCAGUACGACCACAAUCUAGCCGGAUACGACCCAUCCCAUCCCCACCCUGGGUAUACACGCUACCAAGCUCCCGUUCCCGUUCCCGUUCCUGCUACAGCUCCUGUUCCACCGUCACAACCUUAUGCCAUAGCCGCCGCUGCCUCGGCUCCUCGCCCUCCUCCUGGCGCCUAUGUCCCUCUACCGCCGACUGCUCCUCCUCGGCCGCCUCUUCCACCCGGUGGACAUAGCUCCUCGUCCUCCUUACCCGUCAACUCGGUCUCUGCCCCGCUCUACCCGACCGUGGACGACUACACCGCUCGGCUCGAGGCGUUGCAGAUGGGCAAUCUCUUCCCCCCAGAUUCGUCCUCGUCCCCGGCCUCGUCGCCUUCAACCGGUCUGAGACCCCCACCUCCGCGCCCGUUGACAAUAUCGCCCCCUUCCAACUCGAGCCUCAAUCACCACCGCCACAGUAGCCCAACAACCCCUGAUCAACUCUACCCUCGCGACCAACGCGACAGCUUCACCAGCGGAUUCAUCGCCAUGUACGGUGGCUCGCCCUCGCCGCAGAAUUCCCCCCUGCCGUUCACGAACAACCUCUCGUCGUCUUCUGUGCAGUACCAAGCCCAGCAGCGCUACUCGAGCGAUUCGCUGACUGCUGCGUCGCCGAUUCAUGCAUCACAUCUGUCCAGCGCCACGGCCAUGGCCUUGCCGAGUCCGCCCUCGCCUCCGUUUCGAUCGCAAGCCGCCGCAUCGCUCGCCGCCGUCACGGGGAUAUCGAAUGCUGCUUCCACCUCGGCUUCAACUUCAAACAAUCCUUACCCGUCCCAUGCCUCGCAUCCCAGCACUGACUCGUCCGCGACCCGGUCCUCGAACGGAUCCCUGCCGCGACCGCUCCCGCACGAAGAUUCGUUCUAUUCGGUCGCGUCCUCGACAUGGUCACCGGGGCAGCCGGGUCAUCAGCAUAAUUCGAACCACAGUUCGACUUAUAGCUCCCACCAUACGAGGAAGUCGCCACCCCCACAGCAUCAACCGUACGAAGCUGCGCUGCCUAAACCGUCGGGACCACCCCCUUUCGUCCACUCCGCCUCGUCAUCAAGUGGACGGUCCAUCUCCGACGGGCUGACGUCGGACUAUUCGAACCCACCGAGGUCGGGUAGCCUGGAGCACUUUCGAAGCACGGCCAGUCCGACCGAAUGGGCGAGAGUGAAGGCCAUCAACGGCGGCGAGUCCCAGUUCGAGCAGCAGCAACACUCGCAGCGGUCUCAUCAGCCGCCGAGUAUCCCUGCGACCGUCGUGACGUCUACGCCUUUUUCGAGCUCCUUCUCAGUGCCUGGCUUGACUGCGAUUGAUGAGUCGGAAUCUCCAAAUCCGGCAUUCACCGUUUCGCCCGUCGAGUCGCCGAACAUGACGACCCACCCGGUCUUUUCCAGAGCACCCAAGCGGUCCAUGACGGGCUCGUCCUUGUCGCCGCAUGUGCCCUCGUCGCUUUCGCCUUCGACCUCUUACCAUAGUCUUAAACGAACGACCUCGGGUGCUUCGACCUCGACGCAGGCGACGACGAUGUAUGCGACCCCGACCCCGUUCUCGUUCUCCGCCGCCGAUCUGCCCGAGUUCCUCAACCCCGCUCUUCUGUCCCACCUCGCCGUCUUGCUACGCGACUACAUCCCUCGAUCGACGCACACCAAGUCGAAUCGCGAAUACCCUCGCUCCUUCACCUCGCAGGACAUCAUCAACACGUUGCAAUGCGCGCUCGUCGCCGGUCCGUGCCCAGUCGACCCGCAUGACCGCAAGCUCGCACUCUCGAUCGCUCGAUCGUUGCACGAGUCGCUGUGGUUCCAUGAAGUCGAUUGGUCCGACGCACCUAUUUGGGACGCACCGGCUCCGACUAUGAACGCCGCCAAUUCGGCGAAUCAUCGACUCUACCAAUUCGACGACGGCGAGCGGAGGUCGGAAGUGCACGUGUCAAAGGAUGAGACGCAGGACGAGGACGAGGCGCCCAAGGGGGUGUUGACGGCUUUGACGGGGUGUUAUUCGCCGUUCUGUAAUCAGUUGGAGGAUGAGGAGACGAGGUACAGGUGCUAUGCUUAUGAUUGUUCGAAUCGGGCAAAGGUCAGUUUUGUGAGAGUGAUUGUAUGAGACGAGGAGAGCUAACCAGGCUCUUAUGACGGUGCACCUAGCGUGGAACUGCGCUGCAGAGACAGACGAGUUCAAUCUCAACCUUAACCGUGGCCGAGACGGUCAGUUCCUACCUACAGCCUUGCGAGAACAAGUUACGUACUGACUUGGUUGGUGACAUCAAGCAGAUUGAUAAGCCGCCAGAAAACUGGGUCACCUCGGUCCCGGCCUCGGUCGUCAGCUCCAUGUCAAAGCAUGAGAUUGAGUACCAGAACAGGGUCUACGAGUUGAUCAAGGGAGAGGCCGAGUAUUAUCAUGAUCUUGAGCUGCUGGACUCGGUACGUCUUGGCAUGCGACUAGUGGAGUGUAUUUGCUACCGGGAAAACUCACACCAUGGUACUCGCAGCUCUUUGCUCAACCAUUACGACAAGCAAACCCGUCUAUCCUCCAACCCGCAUCCCGAGUCGAGCCCUUCAUCGCUGAAGUUCUCCAGAACGUCGGUGAGGUCCGCAAACACUCUGGCGCUUUCCUCGACGCUUUGCAAGAGCGGCAGAAGCAGGCCCAUGUCUUCCAUGGCGUCGGGAGGAUCAUGCUUUCAUUCGUUGUGGACUGGUCACCGGAUUAUACGAAGUUUGCGGUCAAUUUCCCGUUUGCGGAUGCGGCUGUCAGGGAGGAGAUGGGGAGGAACCCCAAGUUCAGGGACUUUUUGGGCGUGAGUCGUCGUUUGGCAUGCCACUCUGGAGAACGUACAAAGACUGACGGUACACAUCUUCAUCAGCAAUUCCGCUAUCGACCCGAAACGCAUCGCCACGACUUUCACCACUUUCACACCCGAGCGACGAUCCGCGGCGUGCGCUACCUCCUCCUCCUUAAGGACAUCCUCAAACUAUCCCAAGAAGACGAUCCUGAUCGUCCCUACGUACUCGAAACGAUCAAAGUCAUCGAACAGCAAGCCGCGGCAGCGAAUAAACUGAUCAAAGUUACCGAAACCAAAGUCGCUUUGAGGGAAUACGAUCGUGACUUGGUCCCCAAAAGGGAAGGGGAGAAUUUGAGUUACCUCGACUUGAAGAAUGAACAGGAACGCCAGUACUUUGGGAGUGUUAAGGUGCUUAAACGGGUUGAUGGGGCUGUUGGGACGGAGUGGAGCGAGUGUUGGUUGGUCUUGUUUGAUCAUUAUCGUGAGUUUUUUCCCGGGUCGGGAGCUUGUUGCGAGAGUCUGGGGAGCUGAUUGAUGGAAUGAAUGCUCCGCAGUGGUGACGACCAAGAUGCCACGGGAAAAGGACGGCAGGAAGCGAUACGUCAUGACUCGACGGGUGAGCUCAGCUUGGACCAGAGUAGAAUGGUUUCCGGGGUGACAUAACUGAUGAAGCUUUCCAUCUGCAAAUCAUCGUAGCCCGUUCCACUCGACCUGAUCCAGCUUAAGACGACGAGCUUUAGUGAUCCGCCUCAGCAACGGACAUCGGGCUUCCAUCUGCGCAGUGCUCGAGCCGGCACCCCUGGAUAUGCCGAUUCGCCUUCGAACUCUAGCUCGACUUCCCUCGUCUAGUAAGUCCUUCGUGGGUCUGCGCGGUGGUGUGCUUCGAAUGUUACUCAUCGUUUCAUGUUCCCUACAGCCCCAUCCACUUUUAUCAGAUGGGCCGUUACGACGGUCAAGUCUACUUUUACGUCGAAUCGCAAGCGACCCGACUGGAGUGGGAGCAAAAAUUCCGCGAAGCCGUCGAUCUGCGAGCGCAACGGCAGUCCGUCUCCAAGGUCAUUCGAAUGGACCUUCUCGCCGAAACGACGUUUGGAGCGACCCAUGUCGUCGGCUCCUUGGAUGCGAUGACGAGCCAUAACGCCGUGGGCAAACCGACAUGUUCCGUUCCGCUGGAUCUAGCGGAUGGUCAAGCCUUGGUCAUUAUCGGGUGCGCGGAAGGGCUGUUCAUUGGGUACCGGGGUCGACCCAAGUCGCUGCGUCAGGUUGUCGCUCUCUCUGGGAUCACGCAAUGCGCCGUACUGCCCGAGUACGGCUUUGUCCUCGUCCUGGCGAACAAGGUCCUCAUCGCCUACUCACUCGAGGCGCUCAUCCCGUCCGGUACAUCCUCGAACAGCUCCAUCUCCCGGGCACCGCAGCGUCUGAGUGGUCAAAAGGAUGUAUCAUUUUUCCGCGUCGGCAAGAUCGGGACCGAAGCGCCCAAGACGUUGAUCAUCUACGCCAAGAAGGGCGGCGUCAAGGAAUCCAUCUUCAAGGCUUUGGAACCGGUCAAUCACUCGCAUAAAGGUGGCGGUGGCGGUGCGGGUCAUAAGUUGUUCAGCUUUGGUUCGAGCAAGACCGAGAGCUUCAAGUCGUACAAGGACUUCUUCAUCCCCGCACUCGUGAGCGGCUUGCAGUUUCAUAGGAGCAAAUUGGCUUUGAUCGGUUCGCGCGGCGUUGAGAUCAUGGACCUCGAGGACAUGAAAACAAUGACGGUGCCUGCCUUCCCCUCGUCUCGCCACGACCGAUCGCUCGUCUCGCUCGCCGAACGAUGCGAAAAGGCCCAGGCGCUCGGCAUGUUUCGCUUGCAAGGCGAUCGCUUCCUCCUCGCCUACACCGAUUUCGCCUUCCACGUCACUCGCCACGGUUUGCCAAUCGAGGGGUUCACCAUCGAGUGGGAGUCCAAACCCGAGAGCGUCGCGUUCCUAUCCCCCUACAUCUUCGCCUUUUCGCCCACCAUCGUCGAGAUCCGCCACGCCCUCACGGGCCAACUCGCUCAAUUCAUUACAGGGUCCCAAGUCGCUCUUAUUUACGACGGCACAGCAAUCCCGACCUCCCCUUCGAACGACUAUUCUCCUCGAAGAUCGCAGUCGUCCAACGAAGUUGCUCCCGCGGAGAAGAGGCUUCAUUUCAGUCUCAAGUCGGGACAUUAUCAUCUCGUUUACGAGAUUGAUGUCUUGCCGGGCUUUCAGAGCAUUCCCGAGGCGGAGACGCCUUCAUUCCCCAGUGGGUUUGGCGCGUAG
Molecule: messenger RNA, 5434 nt
Organism: Microbotryum saponariae
Lineage: Eukaryota; Fungi; Basidiomycota; Microbotryomycetes; Microbotryales; Microbotryaceae
Source: the annotation of a GenBank genome assembly